AUGAGAGGUGGCAACCAGAGUUUCUUGGAGGAUUUCCCUAAGGAGUUCAUCUUACUGGGAGUCUCUGACAAACCAUGGCUGGAACUUCCUCUUUUUGUGAUUCUUCUAGUGUCCUACAUUCUGACUAUUUUGGGCAACACAUCCAUCAUUGUGGUGUCACGAAUAGAUGCCCAGCUCCAGAGUCCAAUGUACAUCUUCCUGAGCCACCUAUCCUUGCUGGACCUCUGUUACACCACUACUACAAUUCCACAGAUGCUGGUCAACAUGGGCAGCUCAACAAAGACCAUAAGUUAUGGUGGCUGCACAGUUCAGUAUGCUAUUUUCCAUUGGCUGGGAUGUACUGAGUGCCUUGUCUUGGCUGCCAUGGCCUUGGACCGUUAUGUGGCUAUCUGUGAGCCCCUCCGGUAUACUGUUAUCAUGCAUCGCUCUCUCUGCCAUAAGCUUGUGGCCAUGACCUGGCUUGGUGGCUUUGGCAAUUCCCUAGUUCAGGUGAUCUUGACAGUGCAGCUGCCUUUCUGUGGGGAGCAUACGCUAAACAACUUCUUCUGUGAGGUGCCAGCCAUGAUUAAGCGUUCAUGUGCUGACACAACUGUGAAUGAUCUCACACUGGCUGUGCUGGUGGCUUUAUUUUUGCUAGUACCCUUUGCUUUCAUUCUUCUCUCCUAUGGCUUUAUUGCCCGAGCAGUGCUCAGGAUGCAAUCCUCAAAGGGACGUCACAAGGCCUUUGGGACAUGUUCUUCACAUCUGGUGGUGGUCUCCCUCUUCUACCUGCCUGCCAUCUACAUGUAUGUGCAGCCCCCUUCCAGCUACUCCCAAGAUACAGGCAAGUUUAUUUCCCUAUUCUAUUCCAUAAUCACCCCCACCAUUAAUCCUUUCAUUUAUACAUUGAGGAAUAAGGAUGUGAAAGGAGCUCUGAAAAGACUCCUAGAAAGAAUAUGGAAGAUCUGCAUAUGA
This is a messenger RNA of Chrysochloris asiatica (Cape golden mole), 954 nucleotides long. Its product is annotated as olfactory receptor 2B11-like. The record is from RefSeq and is a predicted model, not a curated record. Lineage: Eukaryota; Metazoa; Chordata; Mammalia; Afrosoricida; Chrysochloridae. The transcript has a single exon. The coding region runs from base 1 to 954 and encodes 317 amino acids. Gene Ontology annotation, molecular function: G protein-coupled receptor activity; olfactory receptor activity. Gene Ontology annotation, cellular component: membrane. Gene Ontology annotation, biological process: G protein-coupled receptor signaling pathway.